This is a messenger RNA of Paraglomus occultum, 288 nucleotides long. The record is from the annotation of a GenBank genome assembly. Lineage: Eukaryota; Fungi; Glomeromycota; Glomeromycetes; Paraglomerales; Paraglomeraceae.
AUGACAAAUCUCUCUAAUGCAGCAAAUUGUUCAGAGAACCUUAGUAAAACUUCUGCAGAGGCUUCUCAACCCAAGAAGAGAAGGAAACCAAGAAAGCAGCAUACAGAAUGUCUUCCUUCUACCGAUCUAACCCUGUCGGUAAAGAAUAAAGAACAAAUUAAUUAUCAAGAUCAGUGUCUACACGUCGGCGCCGAGACUCCAUUUGGGGGGGGUAACGAUAUUCCCAGAGUCAAUCGCUCUCGCGUAAUUAUCGAUUCGAACAUUACACAUUGUAAAUCUACUCCGUAG